AUGCGGCGGCGCCCGCCGAGCCGGGGCGGACGCGGGGCGGCCCGGGCCGGGGACGCGCGCCGGUAGCCCCGGCGCCGCAGCGGCCGCGCGAUGGCCGAGGCUAUCGGCUGCACUCUCAACUGUAGCUGCCAGAGUUUCAAGCCGGGGAAGAUCAACCACCGCCAGUGUGAGCAGUGCAGACACGGAUGGGUGGCCCACGCCCUCAGCAAGCUGAGGAUCCCCCCCGUGUACCCCACAAGCCAGGUGGAGAUCGUCCAGUCCAAUGUGGUGUUUGAUAUCAGCAGCCUCAUGCUCUACGGGACGCAGGCCAUCCCUGUUCGCCUCAAGAUCCUACUGGACCGGCUCUUCAGCGUGUUGAAGCAAGAUGAGGUUGUCCAGAUCCUCCACGCCUUGGACUGGACCCUUCAGGAUUACAUCCGGGGCUACGUGCUGCAGGAUGCGUCGGGCAAGGUGCUGGAUCACUGGAGCAUCAUGACCAGUGAGGAAGAGGUGGCCACCUUGCAGCAGUUUCUGCGUUUCGGGGAGACCAAGUCCAUCGUGGAGCUGAUGGCGAUCCAAGAGAAAGACGAGCAGUCGGUCAUCGUCCCGCCAUCGGCGAACGUGGACAUCAGGGCCUUCAUCGAGAGCUGCAGCCACAGGGGGGCCGGCCUCCCCGCCGCCGUGGACAAGGGGAACCCCAGCAGCCUGCACCCCUUUGAGAACCUCAUCAACAACAUGACCUUCAUGCUUCCGUUCCAGUUCUUCAACCCUGUGCCGCCCACGCUGAUCGGGUCCCUGCCCGAGCAGUAUGUGCUGGAACGAGGCCAGGACCAAAGUCAGGACCCGAAGCAGGACAUCCCUGGCCCCUUCCCCGGCCCCGGCUUCGUGACUCCCGGCUCCACGCCCUUUCAAGCAGAGAAAGAGCCGUGUCUGAACUGUCCCGACGCGGUGGCGAAAAAGGAGGACCACGCCCACCUGAGUGACUCGGGCGCAUACGGCGUCAUCACGAAGCUGGAAAGGGCGCGGCUGUCGCCCGCGGCCAAGGUGAAGUCCGAGAGGAACAGCCUGGGCACGAAGAAGGGCCGGGUGUUCUGCACGGCGUGUGAGAAGACCUUCUACGACAAGGGCACGCUCAAGAUCCACUACAACGCCGUCCACCUGAAGAUCAAGCACAAGUGCACCAUCGAGGGCUGCAACAUGGUCUUCAGCUCCCUCCGGAGCCGUAACCGCCACAGCGCCAACCCCAACCCCAGGCUGCACAUGCCCAUGAACAGAAACAACAGAGACAAAGACCUGCGCAGCAGCCUGAGCCUGGCCGCCUCCGACGGCUACCAACGCCCCGGCUUCGCCGUGACCCCCGCCGACUGCAGGCCCCUGCCCGGCUUUGCCGGCGCCGGGGAGGCCCCUGGGGGCCAGCCGGCCUUCCCGAGCACUGGGCAAAACGGGGUGCUUUUCCCCAACCUGAAGACGGUCCAGCCGGUCCUCCCUUUCUACCGCAGCCCGGCCACGCCGGCAGAGCUGGCCCACACGCCCGGGGUGCUGCCCUCCCUGCCCCUCCUGUCAUCCUCCAUCCCGGAGCAGCUGGCUCUGAACGAGGGGCCGCUGGACGCCCUCCCCAAGAAGAAAUCCCGCAAGUCCAGCACGCCCAUCAAAAUCGAGAAGGAGACCAUGGGGCUCGCUGACGAAAAGAGGCGGGCGCUCAGCUCAGAUGAAGACAGGCCCGUGCGGGCGGCCAGCGGAGAUGAGCCGGAGGCCUGGAGCCCUGAGUCAGAAGGAGCCCCCGGGGACCAGGGCACACGGUCGGGAGGCCCAGGGAGGCCUCUCCCCGGAGGAGAGGGGCGCUGCCGUCGAGACUCGGGGACCGAGGCCAGCGGGGCCACGGGCAGAAGCCCCGAGCAGGCCGUGCAGCACUCAGAGAGGGGGGCCGAGUGCGAGCAGAGGCAGGUGCUGACCGCAGCGCCGAGGGAGCCGGACGCCGGCGGCCGUGAGCUUCACCUGGCGCCUGGGACGGAGCCCUGCGCGCCCCUUCCCGACCACCUCCGGCUGCAGCAGCGCCUGCUGGCCGGCGGGCUCUUGGGCGCUCUGGCCGGCAGGGGAGUGGCUUUUCCGUGUUUCGAAGAUUCUACAGAACUGGACCUCGUGGGUCAGCACGCACCAGGCAGGCAGAAGGAAGAAAAACACUUCCAGUGCGACAUCUGCAAGAAGACCUUUAAGAACGCUUGCGGCGUGAAGAUGCACCACAAGAACAUGCACGCCAGGGAAGCCCACGUGUGCACAGCGGAAGGCUGCAAAGCCGCCUUCCCCUCGCGCAGGGGCCGGGACAGACACAGUUCAAACCUAAAUCUCCACCAGAAAGUGUUGAGCCCAGAAGCAUUGAUGAGCCCCGAAGACCAUUUCCGUGCAGCCUACCUUCUGAAAGAUGUGGCCAAGGAACCUUAUCAGGAUGUGGCUUUCACCCAGCAAGCCUCCCAGACAUCUGUCAUCUUCAAGGGAACGAGUCGGAUGGGCAGUCUGGUUUACCCAAUAACCCAAGUCCACAGUGCCGGCCUGGAGGGCUACAGCUCGGGUCCGCCGAGCGAGGGCGCCAUCUUGGAUUUGAGUACUACCUCGAGCAUGAAGUCAGAGAGCAGCAGCCAUUCCUCCUGGGACUCAGACGGGGCGAGCGAGGAAGGCGCCGUGCUCAUGGAGGACAGCGAGGAGGACUGUAACGGGCCGAGCCUCGUCCCCGGGGAAGACGAGUACCCCAUCUGCGUCCUGAUGGAGAAGGCCGACCAGAGCCUCGCCAGCCUGCCUUCAGGGCUGCCCAUUACCUGUCACAUCUGCCAAAAGACAUACAGUAACAAAGGGACCUUCAGGGCUCACUACAAAACUGUGCACCUCCGCCAGCUCCACAAGUGCAAAGUUCCGGGCUGCAACACCAUGUUCUCGUCUGUCCGCAGCCGGAACAGGCACAGCCAGAACCCCAACCUGCACAAGAGCCUGGCCCCGUCCCCAAGUCCUCUGCAGUAACGGGAAGGUGGAGCGGGUGUGCAGGGAUAAGCGUGUGGGUCAGAAGUCAGGAAUAAGGUAGUCCAAAGAAACGUCUCCAGUUUUGCUUAGCAUGGCUUGGGGCCAGGCCAGGCAAAGAAGUCCUGGAAUUGACUUCAGAGUCUUCGACGGCAGGGCGAGCUCAAAGUCCAGCCUUGGAGGAAGUCAGCCUUGGGGCAGCCCAAAGGCCCUACUGUUUCUCGUAGCCCAAGAGGCUUUUCCCUGACCUGCCAAAAACCUGCAGAAAUACAGUUUUCCCCACGUUUGUUUACACGUUCCCUGGGAGAGCUCUGGGUCCGCAGAUAGACAACAGGAGCCCGGGACCUUGAGGCAGCUUGAGGUCGGGCUUUGCACGAGGGCUAAGGGUCAGUUGCGCGUCCCGGGGAAGCAGACCGCCACCACGGGUAAGGAGCCAGGGCCAAGAUCACAUCUUUUAGUUCCUGCUUUCAGUGAGUCUGGAUUGCAGACUCACUAAGGUUUGGGGGGAAAUGACUUUUUGAGACUAUGCCUCUGUUUGGAGUGGAAGAUUGCUUUUAUUUUUAUUUUUGUCCCCUCCAGGGGUCUCAUGGACCUCCAGUUCUUAGAGGAAGCAGAUCGCAUUCAACACAGAGG
Molecule: messenger RNA, 3618 nt
Organism: Hyaena hyaena (striped hyena)
Lineage: Eukaryota; Metazoa; Chordata; Mammalia; Carnivora; Hyaenidae
Gene: BNC1
Product: basonuclin 1
Exons: 5
Biological process (GO): regulation of transcription by RNA polymerase I
Cellular component (GO): nucleus
Source: RefSeq, a predicted model, not a curated record